Molecule: messenger RNA, 1422 nt
Organism: Chanos chanos (milkfish)
Lineage: Eukaryota; Metazoa; Chordata; Actinopteri; Gonorynchiformes; Chanidae
Product: deleted in malignant brain tumors 1 protein-like
Exons: 12
Biological process (GO): zymogen activation
Cellular component (GO): plasma membrane
Molecular function (GO): serine-type endopeptidase activity
Source: RefSeq, a predicted model, not a curated record
CUGGUGAAUGGUGGUAGUCGCUGUGCUGGGAGAGUGGAGGUUCUUCAUGAAGGACAGUGGGGCACAAAACACAACUGUUCCCAUGACAAUGACGUGGGAAUAAAAUGCUCAGGAUACACAGACUUCAGGCUAGUGAAUGGUCCUGAUUCCUGCUCUGGUCGAGUGGAGCUGCAGUACUUCACUGAGUGGGGAACAGUGUGUGAUGCAUCGUGGGACAUCAGAGCCUCCAACGUCCUCUGUCGACAGCUGAAUUGUGGGAGUGCCGUGGCUGUAGUGGGGGUGGACUGGUUUGGGGAGGGCAGUGACCCAAGGUUGAGCCUGUCUUCUUCAUGCGCUAAUUCAGGUCACAGGUCCCUCAGACUGGUGGGUUCUGGGAGUGAGUGUGCAGGGCGUCUGGAGGUUUUCCACAAAGGCUCAUGGGGAACAGUGUGUGAUGACUCCUGGGAUAUGAAGGAUGCCCAGGUGGUGUGCAGACAGCUCCAGUGUGGAGAGGCCCUGAGUGGACCGGUUCCAGCCUGGUUUGGUCCUGGAACUGGACCCAUUUGGUUGGAUGAAGUGGAAUGCGUGGGGAACGAGACGUCCCUGUGGAGCUGUCCCUCAGAGGGAUGGGGCCGACAUGACUGUGGACACAAGGAGGACGUGGGAGUGCUGUGUUCAGAGUUUAAAGAGAUCAGACUGACUGAAGGCUGCUCUGGGAACCUGGAGGUUUUUUACAAUGGAACCUGGGGUAAUAUCUGCUAUAACCAGAUGGACUCAGACACAGUGUCUUUAAUCUGUCAAGAGCUGAACUGUGGAAAGAGUGGCAGUGUGGACUCCAGCACACCAAGACUGGCUUCAGCUCCAAACUGGCUUGACAGUGUACAAUGCCGCAAACACGACAUCAGUCUGUGGAACUGUCCGUCUUCACCCUGGGGUCCAAAUGACUGUAAUUAUGAUGAAGUGGCAAACAUUACCUGUUCAGCCCUGUCUAAGAGGAAACGCAUGACUCUGCCUGAUGCCGUCUAUGAGGAGAUUGACCACAGAUUGCUCACUAAGAGAACCAGCAACACUGUUCAGAGAGGUCGCGCUCUCUCAGGGGGACAGAACUCUGGCUAUGAGAAUGUGGGGGAAGAAGAGCUCCUCUCAGAAACUUUGAAGGAGGAGAAAAUCGAGUAUUACGAUGAUGCGAAAACUACCAGUAAUCUGACAGAGGAGAUGCUGACACUGGACUCUCCAGAGAGCUACGUUGAUGUCAUCACUUCAGGGCAGAACCUAGACAGUGUGAUCGAGGAAAAUGUGACAGAGGCUCCACUAGAGGGCUAUGAUGAUGUCAUCACUGAAGGGAAGAAGUCUGGAGAGCUGGCUGGAACUGAGGUUUCAUUGGAGCUCUAUGAUGAUGUCAUCAUGUCAGGGCAGGAUCCAGGCAGUUUGACUGGAGAGUGA